Messenger RNA from Cynara cardunculus var. scolymus (artichoke), 1511 nucleotides. RefSeq names its product probable galacturonosyltransferase-like 10. Gene Ontology annotation, molecular function: glycosyltransferase activity. The record is from RefSeq and is a predicted model, not a curated record. The transcript has a single exon. Gene Ontology annotation, cellular component: Golgi apparatus. Bases 306 to 1367 code for a protein of 353 amino acids. Lineage: Eukaryota; Viridiplantae; Streptophyta; Magnoliopsida; Asterales; Asteraceae.
CACCUUCCGCGUUCCAAACAAAAACGCGUUUCUCCGUCCCUCUCUCUCCAUAUAUACACCCUCGUCAUCUUCCACCAUUUUCUCAGAAAACACUACACAACUCAUAUUCAUCUGAAUCUCGACUACCAUUUUUGAUCGGAGAAGCUUCUGUUAACCUCGGUCACCUUUUUUGAUCGGAGAAGCUUUUGAGAAUCUCGGCCACCGUUUUUGAUCGGAACAGUUCUGUAAAUCUCGGCCACACUUUUUGAUCGGAGAAGUUUCUGAGAAUAUCGGCCGCCAUUUUUGAUCGGAGAAGCUUCAGUGAUAUGCUUCCAUACAAAUCUGUAGCUUUUCUGUUGAUCGUUCCUCUGUUUAUUCUCUCCACAUAUGCGAUUCGUUCAGUUCCUGGAACACCAAGCGAUUUUGCUCCAAAGAAUAAACUCCAUGGGAGUAAAACCUCAGGAUAUAUCGAAGCAGAAGAGUACAGAAAUGGCGAAAAAUGUGGAGAGUUAGAUACAAUCCAUAUAGCAAUGACUCUCGAUCUCAAAUACUUUAGAGGCUCCAUAGCAGCUGUUCAUUCGAUUCUCAAACACACUUCUUGUCCAGAAAACGUUUAUUUCCAUUUCAUCGCAUCGAAAUCGAAGAUUCCUAAACCGGAAGAUCUACAAACGAUCAUCAAAACCAUAUUUCCAUCUCUGGAGUUCAUCGUUUAUGGUUUCGAUGACAAUCUGGUUAAGAAUCUGAUCUCGAAUUCGAUUCGUGAAGCACUGGAAGAUCCAUUAAACUACGCUAGAAUAUACUUAGCUGACAUAAUCGAUACAAGUGUUUCACGAGUGAUUUAUCUCGAUUCUGAUAUCAUCGUUGUUGAUGAUAUACAGAAACUUUGGUCUAUUUCUCUAAGUGAAUCAACCACCAUUGGAGCUCCAGUUUACUGUCACGCAAAUUUCACCAAAUACUUCACAGAUAACUUCUGGAACAAUCCUGAUCAUUCUAGAGUGUUCCAAGGGAAGAAGGCUUGUUAUUUCAACACAGGAGUAAUGGUGAUGGAUUUGGUGAAAUGGAGAAAAGGAGAUUAUAGGAAUAGAAUUGAGAAAUGGAUGGAGAUUCAAAAGGAGGAAAGGAUUUACGAAUUGGGUUCACUUCCGCCAUUUUUGUUGGUUUUUGGUGGUGAAGUCACGGCUAUCGAUCAUCGAUGGAACCAGCAUGGGCUCGGCGGGAACAACGUGGUUCAUAGUUGCAGGUCUCUGCACCCUGGUCCGAUCAGUUUGUUGCAUUGGAGCGGGAAGGGGAAGCCAUGGGUGCGACUAGAUGGAGGUAAGCCAUGUCCAGUUGAUUAUCUAUGGGCACCUUAUGAUCUCUUUAGACACUUUAGAGAAGAGUUGAGAUGAUGAGGGCAAAAGGGUUUGUACCUUUUUUUUUGCCUAAUUUUUGUGAUUUGAUUCAUUCUUUUUUGUAUAUUAUGUUGUUUCUAUUUUGAUUCUUUUGUAUAUCUAUACAUGAAUAUGAGAAAUAAAAGCAAUAUUGUGGCUCAA